CUACAGUAACUAUCUACGGCUCUGAAAACAUUUUGUCACAAAAAGUAUAUUUUAUUCUGAACGCGCGUUUUACUUAUCGGAGCAGCUUUAAGCCUUCACUCCGAGUCGCCAUCUUUAGCGCAAUCAGGUUUUUUUGUAAUUAAUCGGAAGUAGAUAUUUCAAAAUGGCUGACGUAAUUGAAGCCAUAAAGAACUACAAAACUGCACCAUUUGAUGCAAGAUUCCCUAACCAGAACCAAACCAAGAACUGCUGGCAAAAUUACGUAGACUUUCAUAGGUGCCAGAAAAUCAAAGGAGAAGACUAUGAGCCAUGUGAAUGGUUUAAAAGAGUGUACAGAUCUCUAUGUCCUAAUGCCUGGGUGGAAACAUGGGAUGAUCAAAGAGAAAACGGAUCCUUUCCAACCAAAAUCUAAAUUGAAUUGAAGAAAUUAAAAUAUAUACAGCAAUGGAAGUGCUAUUUGGAAUGAUUACAAGAGCUCUUUUGAAAGUAGUCAGUGCUAAUUAUAACCAAUAGAUGGCGCUGUUUGUGUUUUGAAGUGUUUGGGCAAGAAUUAAUCUGCAUUGCGACACUAUUGGUGUUGAUAUAUUUAAAGGAAUGAACUGAAAUUAGGAUCCUCACAACAACAGUAACUGUCUUUUAAAAAAAUUGAAGUCGAUUUAAUUGAAGAAGCUUUUAUUUAAUUAAGCUGAAUACCUUACAGUAUACAGCAAGACAAUAUCAAUAAAAACUAGUUCUAUUAAA
This is a messenger RNA of Anneissia japonica, 741 nucleotides long. Its product is annotated as cytochrome c oxidase subunit 6B1-like. NCBI's taxonomy places the organism in Eukaryota, Metazoa, Echinodermata, Crinoidea, Comatulida, Comatulidae. Bases 164 to 412 code for a protein of 82 amino acids. The transcript is spliced from 3 exons. Gene Ontology annotation, cellular component: respiratory chain complex IV; mitochondrion. The record is from RefSeq and is a predicted model, not a curated record.